Dipodomys spectabilis (banner-tailed kangaroo rat) is the source of this 3449-nucleotide messenger RNA. RefSeq names its product G protein subunit alpha 12 (gene Gna12). Gene Ontology annotation, biological process: adenylate cyclase-modulating G protein-coupled receptor signaling pathway; Rho protein signal transduction. Gene Ontology annotation, cellular component: heterotrimeric G-protein complex; brush border membrane. Gene Ontology annotation, molecular function: G-protein beta/gamma-subunit complex binding; D5 dopamine receptor binding; guanyl nucleotide binding. Lineage: Eukaryota; Metazoa; Chordata; Mammalia; Rodentia; Heteromyidae. The transcript has 4 exons. The record is from RefSeq and is a predicted model, not a curated record. Bases 128 to 1267 code for a protein of 379 amino acids.
GGCGGCGGCGGCGGACGCGGCCUGAGGGAGCGGCGGGCGGGGCGGCGCCUGGCCCGGCUCGCCCGUGCCGGCGGGGGCGUCCAUGGCGCGCGGGCCCCCGUGGGGUGCGGCCGCGGCCUGAGGGGCCAUGUCCGGGGUAGUGCGGACCCUCAGCCGCUGCCUGCUGCCGGCCGAGGCCGGGGCCCGCGAGCGCAGGGCGGGCGCGGCGCGCGACGCGGAGCGCGAGGCCCGACGGCGCAGCCGCGACAUCGACGCGCUGCUGGCCCGGGAGCGCCGCGCCGUGCGCCGCCUGGUCAAGAUCCUGCUGCUGGGCGCGGGCGAGAGCGGCAAGUCCACCUUCCUGAAGCAGAUGCGGAUCAUCCACGGCCGCGAGUUCGACCAGAAGGCGCUGCUGGAGUUCCGCGACACCAUCUUCGACAACAUCCUCAAGGGCUCCAGGGUGCUUGUGGACGCGCGGGACAAGCUUGGCAUCCCUUGGCAGCAUUCUGAAAAUGAAAAGCACGGGAUGUUCCUGAUGGCCUUUGAGAACCAAGCGGGGCUGCCCGUGGAGCCAGCCACCUUCCAGCUCUAUGUGCCUGCCCUGAGCGCUCUCUGGAGGGACUCGGGGAUCAGGGAGGCCUUCAGCCGCCGCAGCGAGUUCCAGCUGGGUGAGUCUGUGAAGUACUUCCUGGACAACUUGGACCGGAUUGGCCAAUUGAACUACUUCCCCAGUAAGCAGGACAUCCUGCUGGCCCGGAAGGCCACCAAGGGCAUCGUGGAGCAUGACUUCGUCAUUAAGAAGAUCCCCUUCAAGAUGGUGGACGUGGGUGGGCAGCGGUCCCAGCGCCAGAAGUGGUUCCAGUGUUUUGAUGGCAUCACCUCCAUCCUGUUCAUGGUGUCGUCCAGUGAGUUUGACCAGGUGCUUAUGGAGGACCGGCGCACCAACCGCCUGGUGGAGUCCAUGAACAUCUUUGAGACCAUCGUGAACAACAAGCUGUUCUUCAACGUCUCCAUCAUCCUCUUCCUCAACAAGAUGGACCUGCUGGUGGAGAAGGUGCGGAGCGUGAGCAUCCAGAAGCACUUCCCCGACUUCCAGGGUGACCCGCACCGGCUGGAGGACGUGCAGCGCUUCCUGGUCCAGUGCUUCGACCGGAAACGGCGCAACCGCAGCAAGCCGCUCUUCCACCACUUCACCACUGCCAUCGACACGGAGAACAUCCGCUUCGUCUUCCACGCUGUGAAGGACACCAUCCUGCAGGAGAACCUGAAGGACAUCAUGCUGCAGUGAGACGGGGAGGGAGCCCGUGCUGCCCGCGCGGCCUCACCCAGUGCCCCGGCCGUGCCAGUGAGCCAGGGGCAGCAGGACCCGGCAACUGUCGCGUCACGUGAGCUACUGAAUCUGGGGCCCGGCAAAACUACUGAAACUCCAGCCUGUAGCACCUGGUAACAGCUAGCUUGCUUCUCACAGGCACCUGCUCCCUUCCCGACACCGUGUCAUCAGGGCAGGGGCGCGCACGCGCUCUAGUGACAGAGUGCGUGCACACCCCUUGGCCUGGCACACCAACCCCGAAGCUCCGCCUCGACAGCUUGCAGAGGAACCCGGGCUGCUCAGCCCAGUGCCCGAGCCGCCCUCCGAGUGAGCGUGCCGUGCUGCCUUUAACUUCACACCAGUGCCCGAGGGGCCCUGCCGGCCCCACUCCCCGCUGUGGGCCACAGGGUAGGGGUCCUGCACCUGCCUUGUCCCCAGCAACAGCUCAGCCUCAUCAGCAUGCCCAGUGACACACCAGGGACAGGAUGGCUGCUGGCUGCAGCUGUCAGUCUGCCCCCAUGCCUACUGCCAUGGUGCUUUUUCCUCCUUGAUCCUUCCCCCCCAGUGGCAAAGCUGAAAACCCAAGUGGCCUUACAGAUGCCCCUUGACCUCAUUGGGGAAAAAUAGGGGCUAGAGUAGCUGGCACAGCACCCCCAAACUCCUCAUGCCACAGCUGCCCAGGGAGUCCCUGGCAGCUGGCCUUUCAAGUGGCCAAAAAGCCCAGAGCAAUCCCAGUAUCUGCACACUGCCCCCCCACCACCACCAACGCCUUACACAGCUGCUCCCCAAUUUCCUAAGCCUGACUGCGGUCGACUGCCCCACCCCCAUGGCACACCCAGGGCGAGGGAGCACCGUCAGGCCCCUGGUCAGAGUGAGGCUGUGCCUGGCUAAGCUCAGCUUGCGUCUAUGCCCACCAGCCCGGAGGGCACACAGGUGCCACACUGCAUUCCAUAGAAGCCUGGUGCAGGGCCUAGCUCUUUCCCCAGUGACUCCACAACAGAGAAAACACCGCAAAGCGCAGUGUGGGUGGCUUCCUAACACCGGCCCAGGUCCCCAGGCUGCGCCGGCCAUACUGCACCUAACCCACCUGACCCCAGCAAGCAGGCAAACGUGAAUCCGUGGCAGUUGCUAAAUGUGGUGGCGUGCUCUGAGCAGGCCUGGUGACCACGGCGCAUACUAGGAAACAGUGGAGCAUCCUGCUUGAGGCCCGCGCGCGCGCAGAUAUGUGUGAUUUCACUCCUCUCUGGCUGCUUCUGGUUUCCUCUAGCUGUUACAAGUGCAAGGGAUGUGGCUAGGCCCAGGUUCAGAGGACGUAAGUUGCCCAGGGUUCUUGGAGGGGGUGCACGGGGAUGGACAGAGCCUGGCCCACAGUGUAGGUUCCUCGCCCAGUGUCCGUUACGGUGAAGAACAUGAGCCCAGUUAUUCCUCCACCUUGAGGGCAUGCCUGCCUGGCUCUGUUGGAGGUUGCUGGAAGGACGUGGGGGCUGUCCAUGCCAGGGAGCGAGAGCCCUGGCUCUCUGGCAGUCUCUCGGACCCAGAUGCUCCUGAGGGGAGCUGCACAGCUACCGCUUAGCAGAUGGUAGGUGAACGGUGAGGCCCGUCCUAAGCUCAGCCUCUGGCCACAGCCCCAACAGCUGGGCCUGCGUGGCCCCCUUUCCCAUGUCCUGAGACACACCCAACCCUGAACUCAGAAGUAUUGUCCGUGCAGAAGGGAACUGUCACCACCUAGGCCAACACCCUCUACAGCUCGCCCCACAUAGAUCGUAGCCCUUUCUCCUCAGCCUUAGGCUUUUGUAUUUUUAUUUUAUUUCACUGUUACUCUGUUGUUUUUUAUUGUGAUGUUGGAGAAGCGGGGUGGGAGGGGUACCUCUAUUGCAAAAAGUGUAACAAUAAACUUCCUCGAAAUAAGACCUCUUCCUCAUCCUUACACUGUUUUAAACUGAGAACUGCAUGUAGGUUUGUUACGGAACUAGACUUUUAACUCCUCUGUUUGUAGAGAAAUUAUUUCAAAGAUUUUGCGUCCUAGCUCUGUAAUAUAAUUUAUAGAGAUCUCUAGAGUUCCUAUUCCUGUAACUUUCCUACUUCUUUGAUAAAAGAAAAAUGAGUCAGGUUGUUUUAACUCCAAGUUCAAAAUAAUAAUAAUAUUCAAACACACUGGUGA